AUGGGCUCCAUUGGUGCAGUAAGCACAGAAUUUUCUUGUGAUGUAUUCAAGGAGCUGCGAAUCCAUCAUGUCCAGGAGAACAUCUUCUACUCCCCUGUGACCAUCAUUUCAGCUCUGUCCAUGAUCUACCUAGGUGCAAGAGAUAGCACCAAGGCUCAGAUAGAAAAGGCGGUUCACUUUGACAAAAUCCCAGGAUUCGGGGAGAGUAUUGAAUCUCAGUGCGGCACAUCUCUAAGCAUCCACACUUCGAUUAAAGACAUGUUCACUAAAAUCACCAAAGCAAGUGACAAUUAUUCGAUUGGCAUUGCCAGCAGACUUUAUGCAGAAGAGAAGUACCCAAUCCUGCCGGAAUACUUACAGUGUGUGAAGGAACUGUAUAAGGGAGGCUUGGAAUCGAUCAGCUUUCAAACAGCUGCAGAACAAGCCAGAGAGAUCAUCAAUUCCUGGGUUGAAAGUCAGACAAAUGGAAUGAUCAAAAAUAUCCUUCAACCAAGCUCUGUGGAUCCACAGACUGACAUAGUCCUUGUCAAUGCCAUUUACUUCAAAGGAUUGUGGGAGAAAGCAUUUAGGGAUGAAGACACCCAGACAGUGCCUUUCAAAAUUACUGAGCAAGAAAGCAAACCUGUGCAGAUGAUGUAUCAGAUUGGUUCAUUUAAAGUGGCAGAGAUCACUUCUGAGAAAAUUAAGAUCCUGGAGGUUCCAUAUGCCAGUGGGCAGCUGAGCCUGUGGGUGCUGUUGCCUGAUGACAUCUCUGGCUUGGAGAAGCUUGAGACUGCAAUCACCUUUGAAAAUCUCAAGGAGUGGACCAGCUCUACUAAGAUGGAAGAGAGGAAAAUAAAAGUUUAUCUCCCCCGCAUGAAGAUUGAGGAAAAAUAUAACCUCACAUCUGUCUUAACAGCCUUGGGUAUCACUGACCUGUUCAGCUCAUCAGCCAAUCUAUCUGGCAUCUCUUCAGCAGAGAGCCUGAAGGUGUCUGAGGCCUUCCACGAGGCAAUUGUGGAAAUUUCUGAAGCAGGCAGUAAGGUGGUAGGCUCAGUGGGAGCUGGAGUGGAUGACACAAGUGUCUCUGAAGAGUUUAGGGCUGACCACCCUUUCCUCUUCUUGAUCAAGCACAACCCAACCAGCAGCAUCUUCUUCUUCGGCAGAUGCUUUUCACCUUAA
This is a messenger RNA of Acanthisitta chloris (rifleman), 1161 nucleotides long. RefSeq names its product ovalbumin-like. The coding region runs from base 1 to 1161 and encodes 386 amino acids. The record is from RefSeq and is a predicted model, not a curated record. Gene Ontology annotation, molecular function: serine-type endopeptidase inhibitor activity. The transcript is spliced from 7 exons. NCBI's taxonomy places the organism in Eukaryota, Metazoa, Chordata, Aves, Passeriformes, Acanthisittidae. Gene Ontology annotation, biological process: negative regulation of endopeptidase activity.